Messenger RNA from Aedes aegypti (yellow fever mosquito), 3183 nucleotides. It is a transcript of the gene SAK, whose product is annotated as serine/threonine-protein kinase PLK4. Gene Ontology annotation, biological process: protein phosphorylation. Lineage: Eukaryota; Metazoa; Arthropoda; Insecta; Diptera; Culicidae. The transcript has 5 exons. The record is from RefSeq and is a predicted model, not a curated record. Gene Ontology annotation, molecular function: protein binding; ATP binding; protein kinase activity. The coding region runs from base 221 to 2938 and encodes 905 amino acids.
UUCCGAUUCAAAACCAAAAUCAAUCCAACAACGCUUUCUGUUUAUCAAUAAAAAUCGCUUCACUCCAGAAAUUCAGUCCGCUUGCGGGGCAGUGUUUUAAUGUAAAAACAAAGUGUAAUAUCAGUGAAGUUUGACGAAAGGAAUGCAGCAAUGCUGCUUUAUUGAAUUACAGUGGAUUAUUGGAAGUAACCGCACGAGAAAAUCGAGUUAACCCAGUAAGAUGAGCUUCGGCGAUCGGAUUGAGGACUACGAAGUGUACGAAAUUCUUGGCAAAGGUGGAUUUGCAAGUGUUUACCGUGCAAGAUGCCUGGGAAGUGGAACCUUCGUGGCGAUCAAGAUGAUCGACAAAAAGUUGAUGCAAUCCUCGGGGAUGGCCAAUCGAGUCCGGCAGGAGGUCAGUAUCCAUUCCCAGCUGAAGCACCCGUCAAUCUUGGAACUGUACACGUUCUUCGAGGAUGCCAGCCAUGUCUAUCUGGUUCUGGAGCUGGCCGAAAACGGUGAACUGCAACGGUAUCUCCGUGAGACGAAGAAGACUUUCAAUGAAUAUGAAGCUGCGUCGGUCCUGAAACAGGUGGUGGAUGGCCUUCUGUAUCUCCAUUCGCACCACAUUCUGCACCGGGACAUGUCCCUUGCCAAUCUGCUUCUGACGAAACAGAUGACCGUCAAGAUAUCGGACUUUGGACUGGCCACGCAGUUGACACGACCGGAUGAAAAGCAUAUGACCCUAUGCGGGACUCCGAAUUAUAUUUCGCCGGAGGUGGCGUCCCGGGCAUCACAUGGUCUACCGGCCGAUGUCUGGGGUCUUGGUUGUAUGCUAUACACUUUCCUGGUGGGGAAACCUCCUUUCGACACGGAAGGAGUCAAGUCCACCCUGACGAAGGUCGUGAUGUCCAACUACACCAUUCCGCCGUACAUUUCUUCGGAGGCACGGGAUCUGAUAGAUCAACUAUUGAAGAAGAACCCUGCGGAGCGGAUCAAGCUGGAUCAGGUAUUGCAGCAUCCGUUUAUGAGAAAGGCCACCAGCUACGAUAGCUAUCGUGGCGGAGGAACUCUAGCUUCCAGCGAUAGCGGACUCGUAACGAUGUCCAGCAACGGAGGAUCCAACCGAUCCAACAUCCCUUCGAGCUACGGCCAGGAUCAACGGCUACAAGCCCCAAUCAUCCAUCAAAUGCCUCUUCGGUACCAACCGAUCAGCGAACACGAGUACGACUUCCAGGAGAGCAUCUUGCCACAGCAGCGACCUCAAUCUGCAUCGCACAACAAACCAACGUCGGAUUUUUUCUCCGGCAUUAGCAACGAUCCUCGAACGAUGGCCCCAUCGUCCCGCCCCAUGCAACACCAUCUGAAUCAGAUAUCCCUGCUGCAGCAGUUCAACAGUUUGGAGCUGAUGGAAAAGUACAACAUUAACAAAGCGGACAUUGCCAGCGUGGGACGAUCGGCAUCCGAGGGCAGCUCGGGAGUGCUUCUGCAGGAGCAUCAACAGCAAAUGAUACAGCAACAUGCUAUUUCGUUGCUGAAUUCCAAACCCAAAUCGGCUUCCAUAUCGAUGCUAUACCAGAGAGCAGAUAGUGCUGCUGGUCCUUCGUCGUUUGGUGAAAAGGAGAACUAUGCUCUUCACAGGAGGGGUGACCGGGAAACGCCAUUGAAUCCGGGAAAUUAUGAUUUCAUCGAACACUUUCAACCUAAAGACAACAACUACCCACCGCGCAGUGCCACUCCGAAGCGCAGAAGUCCAACCAAAUCGCCGAAAAAGCGUCUGGACAUACCACCUCUGAACACUGCCCGUUUGCUCCCCAAUCGGCACAAGACGAAAAAUGCCAUCCUCAGCAUCCGAUCCAGCGGUGAGGUCGUCCUGGAGUUCAUCAAGUUCAAAACCCGCUACAAAGAGAACCGGGUGGUGGACGUUUGUCGCAUCUCGUCGGAUGGGCUUCGCUUUGUGCUGUACCAUCCGGAUGGGGGGAAAGGCGUUCCGAUAGAGGAAGAACCACCCGAUUUGCCGCCGGGAGGUGCCGACAGUAUUUUCAGCUAUGAGAACCUUCCGGAGAAGCACUGGAAGAAGUACCAAUACGCGGCCCGGUUCGUGCAGAUGGUGAAGGCCAAAACGCCCAAGAUCACGUACUACAGCGAGAAGGCCAAGUGCCAACUGAUGGAAACGUUGGAGGAUUAUGAAGCGAGUUUCUAUAGUGGAACCAAAAUCAUCAAAUCGCCUCAGGAUGGCGUCAAAUUUGUGGAUUCCAGCGGCAUCGCGAUAAAGACCAUUGCUAGUCUGAGUUCAUCGCAGAACGCAGAAUAUCAGCACUUUCAGCAGACCCUGGAACACUGCCUCAACAUCGAGCGGGCCCUUUCCGCCAUCCAAACCGGGAAGACCUUCCCGCUCAUCAUCGGUCGACGACCCGCAAAUGCUCCUCUUACAUCCUCCUCCUCCUCAUCCUCUUCCUCAACCAAAGAAAACCAACUCUAUUCCAACAUCUCCUCUCCCAACACUCCGCAAACGCCUCACCAGAUGCCUUCUUUUGCCAUGUCCACGGCGUCCCACACUUCGGCAGGGAACCCGCUCACUCAACGGCCAGUCCUCUCGUCCAAACCCGUGCCGGCCAACUUCAGCAACGUGGCCAUGAAGAAGUGCACCAUCGCAGGCGUAGGAACGGCCGUCCAGCUAUCGCAAGGCGUCGUCCAGGUCCAGUUUCUCGACGGGGCCACCCUUUCGUUGAUCCCGAUCGAGCAAGGAGGCGGAGUCACGUUUUCCCCGGCCGUGGGAAGCCCACUGCAGCACUAUUCCACCCAGGACAAUGAUGCGCUGCUUCCGGCGAGUCUGCGCGAGAAAAUCGGCCAAAUGCCGGCGAUCUUACGCGAACUGAAUGCGGCCCCGGUGCCGUCGAUUCCGUUCAACUUUCUAGAGGGAUCGCCGCGGACACCGUUGACGCGGUUUUUGCGAUAAGUUUCGUGCGGGGGUGGAAAUAGUUGUUAAAGUUCCAAUCAACAAAAUCAGUUUUUAAGGCCAAACACUCUCUACUAAUUGUAUUUGUAGGUAGUAUUACGAUGGUUAAGAGAUUUUAUCGACUGUGAAAUCACGUUCUACGGACAGUAGGAAAUUUGCAUUAUUUUCUAGUUGAGAAACUGUACUGAAGUAAUUUAUUACACAUAUAUUUUUUAUCGAAUAAAAUUGAAAAGACAAGUUUUAUU